Prunus persica (peach) is the source of this 2332-nucleotide messenger RNA. RefSeq names its product cyclic nucleotide-gated ion channel 1. The record is from RefSeq and is a predicted model, not a curated record. The coding region runs from base 182 to 2119 and encodes 645 amino acids. The transcript is spliced from 8 exons. Lineage: Eukaryota; Viridiplantae; Streptophyta; Magnoliopsida; Rosales; Rosaceae.
UAAGCCAAUCCCCCACCUCUCUUGCUCCACAUUGUAGAGUAGAAAACCUCUGAAUCAUGAGGAGUAUGUCCUUGAACAAUUAUCCGCUGUAAAGCAUGUCCAGAAAACAGGACUUCUGGUCUAUUUUUUUAGGAAGGAAAUAGUCCAGGGGAUACAAUAUUAUCCUAAUUAAGUUUGAGUUAUGGCUAACCUCGAACUAACUUUAGCUAUAGAGGAAGAAGAAGACGAAGAUGAAGAAACUUCACUUGUGCAGGACUCGGAUGAAGAGCAAGUUACUGACAGGUGCCCCCCACCUCUUACAUUUUCAAAUUCAACGACGAUCAAGUCAUCAAUGUUGGCAAUCCUUUGUUGGGGAUGCUUCUUGGCAGUGGAAAUUCCUAGAGUUUUUUUUCGUAUUACAGGGGUACUAAUAGUGACAACUGUUAAACUUAUUUGUUAUCUUAUAAAGGCAACAAUAGUGAUAACUAUUGGAGGCAUAUAUUUUCUGGUCCAACGGAUAAACUGGAGAAAGAUAUUUGUCAUAUCAUGUGUGAUUUCUGUUAUUGUCGACCCAUUGUUCCUCUACAUUCCUAUCAUCAACCAGGAUCUCAAGUGCAUCGACAUGGACAAAGCAUUGAAUAAGACAGCUUUUGCUUUGAGAGCAGUCGCAGAUUUCUCUUACUUUGUCGACUUACUUGUUCGACUUAAAAUAUCAAAGACCAUUUGGCAGUCAUGCAUCCUAAUUGACAUUUUAGCUCUUCUUCCACUUCCACAGGUGGUAAUUAUCCUUUUCUUUUCUAAAGCAAAGGGCUGGAGAUCUUUGAACAUAGCGAUGCUUAUGAAUUCUCUUGCUAUGGUGCAAUAUGUGCCACGGAUUCUUCGAAUUUACUUCUCAUGUAAGGAACUUAAAGAGAGUUUUAAUGAACGUAUUGGACUAUGGAUUAAAAGUGUACUCAAUUUCUUUAUGUACAUCCUUGCUAGUCAUGUACUCGGAGCUUUUUGGUACUUUUUUGCUAUUCAAAGAAUGAAGACUUGCUGGCAACUUGCAUGUCGAACUGAAAUUGGAUGUGAACCUCAUAGUUUUGUUUGUGAUGACCUGUUCAGAAAUACCACAUCUCUAAAUGACUUAUGUCCAAUAAACCCACAAAAUGAAACGCUCUUUGAUUUUGGUAUAUUUGUUGACGUCCUUAAAUCUGGUAUAUCCAAGUCAACAAAUCAUCCACAAAAAUUCUCCAAUUGUUUCUGGUGGGGCUUGCGAAAUUUGAGCUCUCUUGGUUCGAACCUCCAGCCCAGUAUCACUACAUGGGAGAACCUCUUUGCGGCUUUUGUUUCUAUUAUUGGCCUGCUACUAUUUAUAUAUCUCAUUGGAAAUUUGCAGAUGUACAUGCAGUUCGACGCUGCAAGAGAAGAGGCACGUAAAGAACGUGUUAAUCAAGAGAUGAAAACGGAACGGAGGUUGAAAGAGAAAGAUAGAGAGAUAGCAUUCUGGUUAUCUGAGAAUGUCAACAUCCCUCAAAAUGAGAAGGAUAAGGUAAAGUCACAGAUCAUGAGAACGGUGAAACACGAACUUGAGGAACUCAGGGGUGGUGACGUGGAGGAGAUCCUCUCUAUUCUUCCCUCUGAACUUCAAAGCUAUCUCAAUUCCCAUAUGAUGUGGAAAAAGUUACAGAGAGUUCCAAAGCUUGACUCACUGGACGAACAAGUAUUGAAAGCGAUCUGGAAGCAUUCUAAGACUUUGAAAUAUGCUGCAAAGACCAAUAUUAUUAAGGAGAAUGAACCGAUUGAUAAGAUGUUCUUCAUCAUAGAAGGAGUUGUAAAGAUUGAAAGUAGUAGGACUACGGAUCGUUCUUCUGCGCAGCUUAAAGCAGGAGAUUUCUUUGGAGAAGAACUUGUAGAUUGGGCAACAAUUGCUGUAUUUCCUAACUUAUUACCCUUGUCGACCAGUAGCGCCAAGGCCACCAAAGAUGUCAAAGCCCGUGUUCUCCUGGCCAGCGACUUGUGUGAUGUAGUCAGUCUUUUCCGGGACCAUUUCCGUAAGAGGAAGCGCCCCCCACCUGACCUCGCUGGGUUUAACUGCGCAUCAGCACCUCCCCCACCUCACCGGACAGUGUCAGGUCUAACUGCCUAUAGACCUUGGUAAAUCUGCCUCCUACUCUGCACUAAUCACAUAUUGAACCAGCUCAUGUAAAUAAAUCCUUUUCCUGUUUUUUCUGUUGCAUUAAUAAUGCACCAAAAAUUCUACCGUAUAACAAGCAGACGAUGGAUACCUCAAGUUCUGCUUCUGCUGCCACUACUACUGUUGGGGACUUGGAACAUGUAUUUCACUGUUCUUUUCUAAGUUGUCGACAAAAGC